Messenger RNA from Polyodon spathula (Mississippi paddlefish), 2507 nucleotides. RefSeq names its product sodium channel subunit beta-1-like. NCBI's taxonomy places the organism in Eukaryota, Metazoa, Chordata, Actinopteri, Acipenseriformes, Polyodontidae. The coding region runs from base 1371 to 2033 and encodes 220 amino acids. Gene Ontology annotation, cellular component: voltage-gated sodium channel complex. Gene Ontology annotation, molecular function: sodium channel regulator activity. Gene Ontology annotation, biological process: cardiac muscle cell action potential involved in contraction; sodium ion transport; regulation of heart rate by cardiac conduction. The record is from RefSeq and is a predicted model, not a curated record. The transcript has 6 exons.
CCGUCCUCAUUCUCUCUCUCGUCCGUGAACACACAACAAGAUCUGCUGUGCCUUAGCAGGUAUUGCUGACUGAAAAGAAAAUGGACGUGACCUCUUAGUGGUGAAGAAGCAGGGACGUGUUAGUAAUAUUUACCGGUGCGUCUGUCUAAUGCACCUGCGUGUUCAGGUCAACCUGUCUCUCGUUGCUUCACAAUAACACGCCGGCGGUAGUUGGGUUUUGGUGGGUGGGAUCGGCAAGGAACAUAUAAAAUGAACAUGUUAUUUUCUGCUGCGUUGAACGAGGAAAAAGACCACUAAAAAAAACAAACGCAUUUAAAACGGGACCGUGUUAAUAUCACUACUGUAGCAUGCAUAUCUGCAACACGUCACUGUAUUGAAGCGCAGUGUUGGAUUUUUUUUAGUCAGCCGUUGCUCGGAUACUCUGAGGCGAAGAGGCGCUUAAUUUUGCGAUGAGGUAUUGAAGGAGUCUUUUUAAUGUAUCGUUGUGGGCGAACUCUCUGGGGGCAAUUCGGUCCCCGAUUCGGUUUGACAGCGCACCGUGCCGACCACCGCCGCCGCAGCCGGUUUUAAAAAGGCUGAAUCUGGACAAGCACUGACUAUGUCCCUACAGCGCUUGUCUGUAAUUGCCUCUUGCAACGACGUUGAAAUCAUAGCCAACUUUGUUAUAUAGCGCUACGGUUUAGUUACUGUGUUUAAUUCACAUGCUGCAUGAGGCAGAACAGAGUCACACGACGUUGUAAGUUUAAGAUGGAGCAGGACGGCAGUUGUAUGAAAUAACCGUUUUAAAUUAUUUACCAGAAGCAAUAAGAGACCUCUCUCGCGUUCUUCCCUACUGUGAAUAUAAUUUACCCAGUCUUUAAUAAUUGAAUAUAUGAUGCAUUUUAUAACAUAUUAAGCGUGCACAAGUGUAGUUAUUAUCAUCGAACUAAUUUUGAUUGUAGAUCGAUAGAGAUAUUGUAAAUUUUCACACAUGCAUUAAUAAUUGUGCCGAUACAGCACCAAGCCUUAAUUAAACAAACAAACAAAAACUUUUAUAUUGAAAAGCUGUGUAUUGAAGAACACGACACGACUGACUCGUUCCAGGGUUUUACUCGAGGGCGUUUUGUCAACGUCUUAAAGAAUUUGGUACACAGGAUAUUGGCGGUUAUAAAUAUCACUGUGGGCUACACAAGGAGAAUAUCAAAUGAACCUGGCCGCGCUGGGUCCCCACGCAGAAGAAACCAGCGAGGCAGCAGUAAACACGCUCCGUGGAUUUUAAAGAGCGCUUCGAAACACUGUUGAGGGGGGCGCAGAAGAAAUCAAACAGCAGCAUCGCCAAGGACCCUGCUGACAGUCUGAUGAAUACGAACUAAGGGGUUUCAAGAAUCGCAAUGGCUCUCCUUCACAUCCUGAUGUCUGCGUUUAUAGGGCUGAUGUGUGCGAGAGGCUGCUGGAGUGGCUGUGUGGAAGUGGAGUCCAACACGGAGGCGGUCCUGGGACAAGGGUUCAAGCUGGGCUGCAUCUCCUGCAAGCUGCGGCGCGAGGUGGAGGCCACCUCCUCAGUGGAGUGGUACUUCAAAUCAAAAGAGGAUGCGGACUUCAGUUUGAUCUACCAUUAUGAGGAUUACCAGGAGGAGAUUUUCGACGAACGGUUCCAAGACCGGCUCGUUUGGAACGGAAGCAAAAAGACAACCGACCUUCUGGACGGCUCCGUCUACAUCCUCAACAUCUCCUUCGACGAUGCCGGCCUCUACAAAUGCUACGUGGAGCGGACGUUGUACUACGAACACUAUGAGUUCCACACCAACGCUUCCAAGUUCGUCAAGCUCACCGUUGUCCCCACAGUGAACCGGGAGCUGACCUCGAUCAUAGGGGAGGUGAUGAUGUACGUGGCCAACAUUGGGCUGACGUUCUGGCUGCUGGUGGAGAUGGUGUACUGUUACCGCAAGAUCGCCGCCGCGGGAGAGGAGGCGUUGCGGGAGAACGCGGCUGAGUAUUUGGCCAUCGCCUCGGAGAGCAAAGAGAACUGUGCCGGGGUACAGGUGGCUGAAUAGCACUGAAGACGACGGGAGGGGCGAUUCAGACAGAAUGCGACAAGGAAAACAUCCUGGAGAAGCGAACCCGUCUCCCGGAGAAAAAAAUGAUUCAAUAAAGAACGAACGAACCUUCACAACCCUGCCAAAGGAACUGAACGCUGCUGUAAAAUAAACACACACCCUAACUCUAUCAUUUGGAGAGAAGGUUCCCAGGACAUUGUGGACUUUAAAGAAAAAACAAAAACAAAAAAAAAAACGCAUGUUCAGAUAUUUCAUUAAAAAAAAAGAAGUACAUCACCAAGCUUAACAUCUUCACGCACGACGAAAAAAACAAUUAACUAUAAACAAUUCUGAAGUGAUGCUUGCACGAUGAGUUAGCACUGUGAACUGCAACCCUGUACUGCAAGUGAUAGAAUUGUACUCUACGUCUGGAAAUAUUAGAGAUUGUAACUGUGGAAAUGUUGCUUGCGAAAACACUAUAAAAAAAUAAAA